Molecule: messenger RNA, 1189 nt
Organism: Heteronotia binoei (common prickly gecko)
Lineage: Eukaryota; Metazoa; Chordata; Lepidosauria; Squamata; Gekkonidae
Gene: APOD
Product: apolipoprotein D
Exons: 4
Coding region: 29-598 (189 amino acids)
Biological process (GO): tissue regeneration; brain development; lipid transport
Molecular function (GO): cholesterol binding
Source: RefSeq, a predicted model, not a curated record
GUUGGUCUUCCGGCUCCUGCCUGCCACCAUGCUGGGCACCCUGGCAUUGCUGCCCAUCCUCCUGGGAUGUCUCCAUGAAGCCUGGGGGCAAACCUUCCACAUGGGGAAGUGCCCAGCCCCACCCGUUCAGGAGGAGUUUGAUGUCUCCAAGUAUCUGGGGAAAUGGUACGUGAUCGAAAAGCUGCUGUCAAAUUCUGAAAAAAGCGACUGUUUCCAGACAAAUUAUUCCCGGAAGGAAAAUGGGAAGUUUAAAGUGGUGAACAAAGAACUUCUCUCGGACGGCACCAUCAACGAGGCGGAGGGGGAAGCCUGGCAAGCCGAUCCUGACCAGCCCGCCCAGCUGCACAUCAAGUUCCACUGGCUCCUGCCUGCCGCCCCCUACAAGGUCAUCUCCACGGACUACAACCACUACUCCCUGGUGUACUCCUGCCUGCCUUUCCUCUGGGUCUUCCACAUGGACGACGCCUGGAUCCUGUCCCGGACCCCCCAGCUGCACCCAGACACCGUGGAGCACCUGAAGGACAUCCUCCAGUCCUACGAGAUUGACACGGAUGGGAUGAGGCCCACCAACCAGCUGAACUGCCCCAAGGACAUGUAGCGCUGUGCCCAGCUCCCCCGCGGCCCCGCUUGCCCCUGCUGCUUCCCGGCUCUUGGAUCCCAAGCAGCGAAGCCCUUACCGACGUGGGCCGCUGCCCCCUCCUCUCUCCACCGCCCUUUGGGGACGCAGAGGUGGGAGGGUGAUUGGCUGCUGCCGUCUCCUGUAGCGCUUGAGGGCCUUUCUAGAAGCCUGCCUCUUCCCCGCAGUUGUCUUCAAGUCACUAAUUCAAGGGGAGUGCAGGGAAACUAGUCACCCCCCCCCAUCCAGCUGCUCUGGGCGAUUCCUCAACACAGAACCAGAGGACACCCUGGGAGGCGUGGCUGGGGGAGGGGCUCCACAAUUUCUUUUAAAAACCCCAUAACUGUGGCCCCCCCUUGUCUCUCCUCCCAGUUUCCCUGAGAAAACACUGCUGGGAUACCGAGGCAGGAGACUCCCAGGGUUCCUUUCCUGUGCUUUGGCCCUGGCAGGUGAGGGUGAAGAGCCCAAGAGGUGCCAGGCGUGGGGAAGUCCCUACUGCAAGCAGCACCCCAGAUUCCCCUGCCAGGAAACUUCCGGCUACUCGCUCAGAAUAAACCAAGCAGUUUGCAUGUA